Molecule: messenger RNA, 494 nt
Organism: Leptonychotes weddellii (Weddell seal)
Lineage: Eukaryota; Metazoa; Chordata; Mammalia; Carnivora; Phocidae
Source: RefSeq, a predicted model, not a curated record
UAGGUGCCCGGCGGUGGACGCUGCGUGGCCUCCGGUGUUCAGCUGCCGAUGACGUGAUGAUGCCUCAGAGGGUGAGGCUACAACUGGAAGCUGCUGCCCGGCACCCGACAAGUAUUAUAGGUUGCCAAGUAAGGAGAGAGCCCCCCGACUCCACUGAGCGAUACACACGGUGGAUCAACCAGCUAGCGGCGGACCAGCUUCUUACUCAGGUUUUUACCUCCAAUGGCCCAACUGUGAUCAUGCCCACCUGGUUCUGCUCUCGAGCAUGGUUUUCCCACGUGGGCCCAUUUGACGAGGGCGGACAGGGUGUGCCCGAGGACCUGCUGUUCUUCUACAACCACCUCAGAAAGGGCGGUGGGGUCGUCCGCGUGGACCAGAGCCUCCUCCUCUACCGCUACCACCCAAACGCUGCCACGCACUCUGUCCUCGAGUACGUAGGCCCCAAGGCUCCAGACACGGUUUGGGGGCCGGCGAGGUGCCAAGGUCGAGCAUGA